This is a messenger RNA of Closterium sp. Naga37s-1, 564 nucleotides long. The record is from the annotation of a GenBank genome assembly. Lineage: Eukaryota; Viridiplantae; Streptophyta; Zygnematophyceae; Desmidiales; Closteriaceae.
AUGAUGGUCCGUAGGAAUAUUUCUAGGGUGUUUUACACCGACUGUGACGUGCUGCUGUUCGUUAAUGUCACGGAAUACGUACAGUCACACCUGCCGGAGGCAAAGCUUGCGCUGGGCAUGCGGUCCAACAGUGUGCGCAUCAGGGCAGUCAGCGGGCACGUCUCCUUGUGGUCCGUCGAAGCCCUGGCGGACUUUCUGGCCUUCUUCGUGACUUUCUUCCAGGAGGCGGUGGCAGGAGGAACCCCAGGAGACCCCUCCCUGCCGGCUCAGCAGCGCACAUACAACGACAUGGUGCAGCUGGGCUGGUAUGCCAGCCCCACGUGCUGGACGUCCCCCCCUGACCAAGCACCUAAAACGUGCAAGGACAAGGAGAAGUCAGGCCAGUACCCGCGCAUGCACGGCAAGUUCCGGCCGGCCUUCAAGGCGGAGUCGCUGUGUGCGCCGCGGCAGUGCGAGGCGAGUUCUUGGAGCGAUGCCGGGUGGUGUGCCUUCGACAACAACUUCUCUGUUGUCGUGCUGGCACCCUCUCUCUGCUCUGCUGUUGCGCCCAUGCUUGCAAGCUAG